AUGACCAACAAAUACGCCCGCCGCACCACCCAAACCCACCAGCUGCCCCCAUCCCCACCACCCACGCCCCAACGCGCCCAACUAUGCGCCAUCAUCCUCGCGCUGCAGCAAGCGCGGCUCAAAGCGCUGCAACCGCGCCCGGGCCCGGGUCCGCGCCCGCGCGUGGACGUCACGAUCCACACCGACUCCAAGUACGCCCUGGGCUGCAUGACGCAGUGGUGCUGGAAGUGGGCGCGCAACGGGUUCCGGACCCGCCGGGGCCGGGAGGUGGUGGACCGGGAUCUGAUCGAGCGGGCGCUGCUGCUGGAGGGGGAGGUGCUGCGGGCGGGGACGGUGGAGUGGGUUUGGGUGCCGAGGGGGCGGAACGGGGCGGUUGGGGCGGUGGUGGAGGGGGUGUUGGAUGGGAUGGAGUUUGGGUCUGAGGACGAGGAUUCGGAUGAGCCGGUUCGGCGGCCGGAGUGGGAGGGGGGGAGUUGGUAG
This is a messenger RNA of Letharia columbiana, 480 nucleotides long. RefSeq lists its product as uncharacterized. The coding region runs from base 1 to 480 and encodes 159 amino acids. The record is from RefSeq and is a predicted model, not a curated record. Gene Ontology annotation, molecular function: RNA-DNA hybrid ribonuclease activity; nucleic acid binding. The transcript has a single exon. Lineage: Eukaryota; Fungi; Ascomycota; Lecanoromycetes; Lecanorales; Parmeliaceae.